AUGUCAAGUGCUAAAGUUAUACUUCGACCAUCGUAUUUAGCCAGUCGUGGAGUAGGCUUACCCUUAUUUACCAGAUCAGUUUAUUUCCCUUUAAUGGUUAAAUCUUCUGGUUUAAGAUCUUUCCAUGAUACUCCAAAUAAACAAAAUACCACUUUAGGUAAUGUUAAUUUCCCUCCUCAUCAUAAUAAUACUACCACUACUACCACCAAUGAAUCUAAUUCAAUUACUGCUGAAGCGGUUAAAAAUUUAACAACUCCUUUACAUGUUAAUCAAACUGAAUAUUUAAAAGAUUUCACUGUAUCUGAAGUAUUCUCUAAUCUCGUUAUUGGUUUAUGUACUUUAAAUAAACCAAUUUUAAAUUUUUGUAUUAAAAUAUUCCCUUAUACUCCAAUUCCAAUCAUUAAAGCUUUAGUUUAUAAAAUCUAUUGUGGUGGUGAAACCAUUGAUCAAGUUAAACAAGCUGGUACAAGAUUAGCUGAAAGAGGUAUUAAUAAUAUGAUGAUUUCUUUAACUAUUGAAGCUUGUGAAGGUAAUGAUAAUAUUGAUCCUGCUUAUAUUGUUAGUGAAACUGCUAAAUCAGUUAAUGAAAUCUUAGUUCCUCAUACUUUAAAAGUGAUUCAAGAAUCAGGUAAAGAUAUUAAUUCAAUUCCACCUGGUUAUGUUGCUUUAAAACCAACUGGUUUUGCUGAAGAUGCUGCCAAAGUUUUAAAAUUCUUUAAAACUGAUCCAAAAUAUGCUCAAGAAUUUGAAGAAUUAGUUGAGAAAGUUUCAACCAUUUGUCAAACCAUUUAUGAUGCUAAUAAACAAUUAGCUAAACAAUACCCUCAAAGAUCAGCUCCAUUUGUUGUUGGUGUCAUUGAUGCUGAAAAACAUGAUUUACAAGAAGGAGUUUAUGAAUUACAAAGAAGAUUAUAUGCUAAAUUCAAUAAACUUAAUGAACCAGUUUCAGUAGUUGGUACUUUACAAAUGUAUUUAAGUCAAUCAGCAGAAUUAUUAAGUUUAGAAGAAAGAUUAGCCAAAGAAAAUAACUAUAGAUUAGGUUUGAAAUUAGUUAGAGGUGCUUAUAUUCAUUCUGAAAAGAAUAGAGCUGAAAUCAUUCACAAGACACAAGAAGAUACUGAUUCAAAUUAUAAUCAAGUCGUUGCAUCUCAUAAUGGUGAAUCCAUGAAAUUAGCCACUUCAAAAUUACAAAAGGAUACCGAUAAGGAAAAUAAAAAUAAAAAUAAUGUAGUAUUAGGUCAAUUAUUAGGUAUGGCAGAUAAUAUUACUCAUGAUUUAAUUAAAAAUCAUAAAGUUGAUAAUGUUAUCAAAUAUGUUCCUUGGGGUCCACCAUUAGAAACUAAAGAAUAUUUAUUAAGAAGAUUAGAAGAAAAUGGUGAUGCUGUUAAAAGUAAUAAUGGUUUCCCAUUAGUUAAAGCUUCUGCUUCUGCUUUAUUCAAACGUGCUUUUGGAUUAGCAUAA
This is a messenger RNA of Scheffersomyces coipomensis, 1461 nucleotides long. It is a transcript of the gene PUT1, whose product is annotated as proline dehydrogenase. Lineage: Eukaryota; Fungi; Ascomycota; Pichiomycetes; Serinales; Debaryomycetaceae. The transcript has 2 exons. Bases 1 to 1461 code for a protein of 486 amino acids. Gene Ontology annotation, molecular function: proline dehydrogenase activity; FAD binding. Gene Ontology annotation, cellular component: mitochondrion. The record is from RefSeq and is a predicted model, not a curated record.